Messenger RNA from Enhydra lutris kenyoni (northern sea otter), 1269 nucleotides. RefSeq names its product coiled-coil glutamate rich protein 1. Bases 1 to 1269 code for a protein of 422 amino acids. The transcript has a single exon. The record is from RefSeq and is a predicted model, not a curated record. Lineage: Eukaryota; Metazoa; Chordata; Mammalia; Carnivora; Mustelidae.
AUGACCCAGACCCUCGACAACAGGGAGGACCCUCUCAACCUGGGCGGCGGCUGGGCGUCCUCCGCCCCCUUGCGUACCUGGUCUACCUGCCACCGAAGGCGCAGGGGCGCUCCCAUAAACAAGCGGCGCCACCGCUAUGGUCCCAAGUCGGAGUUUGAGCCCCCCAGGAAACAGCCAAAGCAACAGCACGGUCCGGGCCCUUGGUUCCAACCACCCCGACGGCCCUACUGGGCAGUGUACUCCAACUGGGGGCGCUGGGGAGAGCCCUGGCGCCCACCACCGGCCGGAUUCUGGAAGCCUCCCGGCCAAGUGCAAGUGAUCCGGGUGUUUGGUGUGCACCCGCUCUGCCUCUGCUGCUGCUCCUGCUGGCGCGGGCCCUGGAAUCCCGGCUGGGCGAGGCCCCCCGGCAGGAAGAAGCGCUGGGGCCGCAGGGGCCGCGGCCUGCGCCGCCACCCUCGCCGCUCCUUCCCGAGGAGCCCGCCCGUGGAUCUGAGCACGCUGCUGAGGCCGGUCAACCUGUACGGGUGGCGGGCACCGGGCAUGCGGGCACCGCGCAACACCACCCAGUUCAUCAUGAACCAGAUCUACGAGGACAUGCGGCAGCAGGAGAAGCUGGAGCGCCAGCAGGAGGCGCUGCGGGCGCAGCGGGCGCAGCAGGCGCAGGCGCGCGGCGCGGCCUCCCCCGGGGGCUCCUCCGGGAACGACGCGCCCCCCAGCGGCGGCGAGGAAGAGACGGAGCCGCGGGAGAGCUUGUACGCCUUUGCGCAGAAUCCCUCUCUGGGCUUCAGUCCCGACCGCGACGAGGAGCACCGGUUUCCCACCGCACAGUCUGGAGAGGAGGAGGACGACGACGACGAGAGAAGGGAGGAGGAGGAGUGUGACGAGGAGGAGUGUGACGAGGAGUGUGACGGGAGGGAGGAGGAGAGCGAGGAGGAGGAGGAGGCCGAGGCCGGAGAUGAAGAGGAGGUCGAAGACGCUGACUGCGCGGAGGAAGGGGAGGAGGACGAAGAGGAGGAAGAGGAAGAAGAGGAAGAGGAGGAUGAGGAAGAAGAGGAAGAGGAGGAUAUAGAAGAGGAAGAGGAGGGGGUGGAGGAAGAGGAGCCGAGAGAGGAAGAGAAUCCUUUACCUCUAGAAAUGCCUUUUUCAUUCCUAGUGGGGGCUGAGGAAGAGAGAGAGAACUUUAUAAACUGUACUUAUUUAAGCCCCAAGCAGAUGAUUCCCAAAGUGCCCCAGGAAGCUCUCCUCAUGGUAGACGACAUUAACUGUUAG